CAUUGCUUCUAUGGGCCUUAUUCUCCUCUAUGCUCUCUUGUAGAGUUAGAUGAUUCACAUAAAUAUAAGAGUCCCAGCCAGGGGCGGACUGACAACUCAUGGGGCCCCCGGGCAAUAGGGGAUCAUGGGGCCCCUGUGUCCUUGCCCAAACUCAAAAAAGCCUAUGAAAAAGGUACCAGGUGCAUCUCAUGGGGCCUCCUACUGACCCUGGGCCCUCGGGCAGUGCCCGAAUUUCCAAAUGGUCAGUCCGUCCCUGGUUUGGAC
Molecule: messenger RNA, 264 nt
Organism: Staurois parvus
Lineage: Eukaryota; Metazoa; Chordata; Amphibia; Anura; Ranidae
Source: the annotation of a GenBank genome assembly